AUGAAAGGAAGUGGAGAUGGUCAUCUUAUUUGCAGAGAAAUGCAGUUUCAUCUUUGGUUCGAUCCAACUAAAGGUUUUCACAAUUAUGCUAUCCUUUGGAACCCCAAUGAAAUCAUAUUUUUUGUGGACGAUGUACCAAUCAGAAGGUACCCAAAGAAAGGUGAUGCAACAUUUCCAUAAAGGCCAAUGUUGUAUGGUUCGGUUUGGGAUGCUUCAUCGUGGGCUACAGUGGAUGGAAGGAUUGAAGCUAAUUAUAGGUACCAACCUUUCAUUGGAAAAUACAACAAUUUCAAGAUAGGUGGUUGUAUCACCAAUGAUAAUCCUUCAUGCCACCUCCCUUUUGGCUCUCCGUCGAGGGUUGGUGGGCUGAGCCGUCAACAGAGUGAUGCUAUGGAAUGGGUGCAAAGGAACUAUAAAGUAUACGAUUAUUGUCGUGACCCUCAAAGAGAUCGUACUCAUACACCUGAGUGCUAG
Solanum stenotomum is the source of this 474-nucleotide messenger RNA. Its product is annotated as xyloglucan endotransglucosylase/hydrolase protein 31-like. Gene Ontology annotation, cellular component: cell wall; apoplast. NCBI's taxonomy places the organism in Eukaryota, Viridiplantae, Streptophyta, Magnoliopsida, Solanales, Solanaceae. Gene Ontology annotation, biological process: glucan metabolic process. The record is from RefSeq and is a predicted model, not a curated record. Gene Ontology annotation, molecular function: hydrolase activity, hydrolyzing O-glycosyl compounds; xyloglucan:xyloglucosyl transferase activity.